Molecule: messenger RNA, 4653 nt
Organism: Paramecium sonneborni
Lineage: Eukaryota; Ciliophora; Oligohymenophorea; Peniculida; Parameciidae
Source: the annotation of a GenBank genome assembly
GAUUAUAUUACGCAUGUACCUAUUGUCAUUAUUGCCAAUAAUGGUAUUCCCUACCUGUGGUAAGAGAUCUCAUUUAAUUUUAGUUACUCGAGUGGAAUAAGAUCAUGUUUAUCCUACAGUAAGGGAAUAUUAUAAAUGGGAUAUCAAAAAUUUUAUAACAGGGGAUAAUUUAGUUUAUCAAAAGGAUUCUCCAACAACUCUUUUCUAACUUGAAUAACCUCUACACAAAAUAAGUGAAGUGGAUCAUUAUACUGGUAAUAUAAUUAUAAUUGAUUUUAGCAAAUCUUGAUAUAAUUGCAAUAAGAGCUUUCGAUAUUCCUGAAACAGGAGCAUGGACCAACGAUUUUGCAUUCAUGGGUCAAGAUCCUGAUGAUUAUUCUUGGUGGAUUUACUAUUCAGAAGGGUAAUGAUUAAUAAAUAUCAUAUAUUAGAAAACAAGUAUAAAUGAAUUGGGCUCCUUAAUUUACAAAUAAUAUUUAAUUUGAAAAUUAAAAUAAGUUGAUUAAAUGUUUGGAUCUUGAAUAUAUAGACAGGAAUACAUUUUUGGUUGAUUGUGUUGAACCAUAAGAAUAAACAGGUGAUGAUCCUAUACCUGCAAAAAACUAUGUCUAUAUUAUAAAGAAGGGAGAUCCUCCUGAGAUUAAGACAGAAUUCUCAUAUUCUAGAAAAUAUCAGACUGUGACAGACAGAAAGGUAUAGUAUCAUGUUUACAAUGCUUAAAAUAUUGGUGAAAGUCCUAAUGAAGAACCUUUAAGGAUCUUAUUAAGAGGUCAAUAUGCCUAUGGAACUCCAGGCAGUAGUAUCAAUAAUUUAGAUGGAGAUUGUAUUAUUGAUUUAUUAAGAAAUAAUGAAAAGAAUGAUAUUGUAGAGACAACAUAACAUUUAGAUAGAGGAUUAUUAAUACAAGAUUUAGGUAUAAAAGAAGAAGAUAGAGAGAAUUUUAAAUUUACUUUGAUUGAUUUUAAAGUAAUGCCAAAUGGUGAUAUUUAUGUAUUAGAUGCCUUUAAUGGAAUAUUUAUAUAUUAUAUAAAUUCAAAAUCUGAAUUUAAAUUUAAGAAAAAAAUAGAUGUUGGAACUGAUUUAGCUUAUGCAUUUGAUGUUAAUAAUAAGAUAGACUUUUAAGGCAUUAAUCAUGUUCAUAUAGCAGUAGUUCAUAAGAAAUCAGUAGUAGAAUAUAUAGAUGGAGUACAAAAAGGUGGAUGGUUAGAUGCAUUUGAAGCAAGACAUCCUUCAUUUAUAUUUGCAAGUUAAUAAUUUUUAAUUGUAAAUCCAGGAGGAAAUAAUCUGUAUUUAUACAAUUCUGAUCAUUAAUAUUUGAUCCAUACAGAUACAUUAAUUUAAAAUAUAUAUUUGGUCAAUCCCUAUGAACCAGAUUUGAUUGCUAUUACAAAUUCAUUUGCUUACAGAUAUGAAAUAGGAUAUGCUAGAAUAGCAGUAUAUUCUUAUGAAGCAACAUUGGGAAAUAAUACAGUAUAUUUUUCAGCCAUAGGUUCAGAUUAGAGAAAAUGUACUGCUUUUUUGAAAUAUUAAAUAAUACCUGAGAAUGAUACUCAAAUUUAUGAUGUUGAUCAUGAUCCAUUCCCUAAGGUAAUGUAACAUCCUUCUGAACCAAUUGAAGUUUAAGAAUUUGCAGCAGGACCAAACUUGAUAUAUGCAAAUGGAGAUGAUUCAUAAAAAGAUCAUGUUAUUGUAGAUAUUCAUACAAUUUGGGAACUUAAUAUUACAGGAUUGAUGUUUCCUACUGUUUCAGAUGUAGCAUAUGCUGAUAUACUUAUUGAUCCUCAUUGGACUGAUAAUUAUAAGUUUUGGUUCCUUUAUUAAUUGGAAUCCAAUAAAUAAAUUGAAAUCUUUGAAUGUGUCACCUAAACUAAAUUAUCAAGAGAUGUUCAUUGUGAAGAACAUGUUAAAUUUAAAAUUCCAAAUAAAUUAGAUCCAAUUAAUUCAUAAUUUGAUUGGGAUGCAGAAGAAGGUGAUAUCUUAACACUGUAAUUUAUUGAACAUGAUUAUUAAAUAUCAAUCUAUGAAAGUAGUCAUGAUUCCUCAGAUCCAUUGUAUUUUAUAAAAUAUGAUUAAUUACCUGAAAAUAAGAUCACAUCAUUCACUGUUUUGAGAAAAGCAAUCUAUGUUGUGUUGCCUAAUAAAAAAGAAGUUGAUGCCUGGUUUGGAUUCUUUCCUACACCCACUUAACAUAUUAUCUCUAGUUAAACUAUGAAAGAUUAGGGAAGUGAAAGAAUUUUUGAACCUAAAAGAGUUUUUGGUAAUCCUGCUCUUAAAAGUGAAUUCGUAUUGAUUUAAUCAAAAGAUUGUAUUUUCUUUGGAGAUAUGAGAAAUACCUUCACUUUGAUUUAUAUUUUUGACAUCAUACCUGAUGCUGAAGUUAGAGCAUAUCUAGGUAUGAAAACUAUAUUUAUCGUUUAAAAAAGUCCUACUUUAGGAUUCAAGAUUUAAGAGUACAAUUAUGAAAAAUUGAACAAUAUUUAUUUGAUGAAAGAAUUACCACUUUAUGAUUAUGUUAUUCAAUCUCCAUUAACUACUGACUUCUGUUAUUAAACUGGAUUCUUAUUUGUACGUGCAUUAGAUCAAUCAUCUUAAGAAACAGUAAUCUUAGUUUAUGAAUCAGAUGUUCUCUAUUAAUUAUCAUUACAUAAAGUAAUUAAAACACAUUUAAAAAUCAAUGAUGGCCAAACUAUGAAUAUGGCUGCUGCUGGACAUGAUUAAAUGUACAUGUAUGUCAACAAUCAACAAAAUGUAUAAAAAAUGAUUGGAUUUUUAAGAGAUGCUGUUGCAAUAUUAUAACCAUCUCAUCUAUCUAAUCAAUAUGUAACAGAUUUAAAGGCUACUGUUAAUAUCACGAAUUAAGCAGUAACAAAACCAAAAUCUAUUGUAUAUGAUAUGAAAUAUAUCAAUACUUAAACGUAUAUAAACGUUAAUUAAGAUGAAUUGUCUAAAUAAAACGGACAAUUUGUAUUCGUCAAUUAAGCAGCAGAUUAACAUGUAGAAGUCAACACAACUGGAUGGUAGUCUGGAUAAGUUAUCAAGUAUGACAUUACUUGUGAUUAAUGUGAAUCCCAUUUAAUUCAGGGUGUUUAACCAGUUUAUCAUAUUACUGAUGGAUCACAAUAUUAAUAACAUUUUGUUGAUGGAGUCGCUGCAAAUCAUGAAAUGAUAUUUUAAACAAGUGAUUCAAUAAUCCUCUAAGAUGCAAAAGGAAAUUGGGUUGGAACACAUAAAUUACCAGUUGGUACUGGUGCUGAUUGUAUAUCAAUUACAGCUACUGAUGAUGGAAUAGUUGUAUUUAGUGGAUGUAUUGAAAGAGGCAUUGUUAAUAUUUAUCUAUCAUUUUGUGAUGGUAAGUCAUGCUCUGCUGCUACACCUCCUCUUUAAUAAAUUGCAUAAGGUGCUAGACGUCCAUCCAAACUAUUAUACAGAGAUGGAAUCUUAUUUGUUUUGGAUAAUUAUAAUGAUAAACCUACUUAUUCUGAUGGAACUGUAAGAGUACAUAAGGUUAAUCUUAAUUAAGAAGCUAAAACUUGGGAUCUUGAUGCAGGAAAGGUCAUUAAUUCAUCGUUUUUAAGUACUGAUCUUACUAUUCCAUUCUAAGCUUCAGAUUUUGAUGUUAUCAAAUAUGACGUUGGUAAUGUAAAUUAUUAUAAGAUUUUAUUAUCCAGUGCCCUUUUAAGAAUAUGGUUUGUUGAUAUAUUUUGGGAUAAUGGAAACAUUAAUUUUAUUUAGCAUGAUAAAUUUGAGAUUUAUGAAUUAAUUUAAAAUAAAUUUGCUAUCGAUGAUUUAACUCGUUUCUAUUAAAUUCGAGCAGUUAAAUCAACUAAAAAAGAUAAUAAACUUUAUACAACUGCUUUAAUAUCAACAAAUAAUAUGGCUACUUAUGGUGUCACAUUCAUUUUUGAUAUUUCAGAACCUUCAAAUAAAGGAGCACCUGUACAAAGAGAUGCGACUGUUCCGUUUUUACUUGCCAAUUAUGGAACAUGGAAAUAACUAAACAAACUUACUCUUUUUGAAGAUCAUGUAGCUAUUGCUUAUACAGAUUCAAAAUAGAGUAUAAUUUUGGUGGCUGUUUAUUUAUUGCCAUCUAUUAAUCAUAAUGCUAUUUAAGAAGAAGGGGAAACAAAAAUUAUCACACUUAUUGGAGGUGAAUAAGAUCAAUAGCAAGUACAAAUCUCUACAUAAUUCGUAAUGACACUAUCCAAAGAUGUUGAAUAAGCAAGGGUAAUAAUAUUAUUUUUAUAUUAUAGCCUGUUCUUCAUACAAAUCUUGUUUAUAAUAUUGCAUAAAAAGAAAAUAUGUUAAUAAAAUAUGGAGUUCAUGAUUAUCCAAGAUUAUUGAUACAAAAGGGAGAUUAGAUUAAAGAACAAAAUGUUUAUAUCACUGCUAGAAAUGAUUAUGGAUCUGCUAAAGGUGUUAUUCAUUUAACUAAAAAAAAUCCACCUGGUCCUGAUCCCCCUGGUCCUAAUCCUCCUGGUCCUGAUGAUGAUGAUUCGUAAUUCUAAUUUAUAUCCCUUUAGUUCAAGUAGUAAUUGGUGGUGGAUUACUUUAAUUGUCAUCCUUGGAGUUGCUAUCCUUGGUAUUGUUGGAUAUUUUGCUUAUCAAAGAUUUUAUAAAAGACAAAACACUCUUUUAAUAGAUUAAUCAUCUUGA